Dujonia railenensis is the source of this 2664-nucleotide messenger RNA. The record is from the annotation of a GenBank genome assembly. Lineage: Eukaryota; Fungi; Ascomycota; Pichiomycetes; Serinales; Debaryomycetaceae.
AUGUCUGAAAACAGAAUUACUGCGUUUCCUGAUGGGAACUCUUUUGUCUUUUUCGACACCUUGAACCUGAAAUUGGUUGUUGGUAAUUCCGGAGGGUUGAUCAAGAUCUUCAAACCUAAUGAACCUGAGCUAGAACCAACUUCAAUCGAUAUACUUGAGAAUCUUGCAAAUCUCUUCAUAGGAGACAACAAGGUUUUGGUUUCUACAACGAGCGGGAAGCUCGAAUGCGUAGACUUACUCACCAACGAAUCCAAAGGAGAUCUCUUGAGAUCGGAGUUGCCUUUGAGAGAUGCAGUAUUCAUCAACGAAAGUAAGAGAGUCAUAGCUGGUGGUGACGAUGCCGUUUUACAUGUGAUCGAUUUGCAAACUUCUCCGUCAUCAAUUUUGAAAAUCCCAGUACCAAACCUGGUGUUGAAUGUAGAUUACAACCCUACUGGCGAGAUGGUCUCUGUGAGUUUAUCUAACGGAGACGUCCAGAUUUAUUCUGUCAUAAAUGAAAGACCAAAUUUAUUAGACACGAUUAAGAGCUGUAUAAGAGAAAAGAUCAACACGUCAAUGGAUGAGAUUGACUAUGUUAAUGAACAUAGGUCGGAAUUUUUCGUCACCAAGACACAGUGGUCCCCGAACGGCGAGUACCUCCUUACUCCUCUGGGCACCAAUAAAAACAGAAUAGAUGUGUUCAACAGAUCCGAUUGGAGCGCCUUUGAAUUUUCCAUUGGAAAAGAAUCCGACAGUACAAUCGUAGACUUUGCAUUAUCACCUAAUGGGAAGUAUCUUGUCACAGUGGAUCAAGAUAGUCAAUUGGACUUAUUCGACUUCCAAAAGAGAGAACACAUCAGGAACAUCGUUUUAACUAAUACAAGCAGUUCGAAGUUACCGCUCAACUUAAGCUGGAGUAACAUAAAAAAUGGUAGUACAACCUUUGACUUAUUUAUUGGGACAACUAAUGGUGAUUUUCUUACUGUCAAUGAAAUUAUCCUGAGAUCAACCCUAGAGCUUGACAGUUUGUUCUUGAACGAAGCAGAGGAAGACGAAGCUGAUGAAGAAGAGGAAAAUGAAUUAGCAGACGAUGAUGGCAGCACUACCGAUGCAUUGCUCGAUAUGAGUGACACAGAUGUACCCUUGAGAAACCGUCACCAUCAGGAAGAUUCCAUGGUCAUAGAUGAGGACGACGCAGAUGACAUCGACAGAAGGUCUAUAUCCGACUCCAGAAGGAAACGUCCAUACAGGUCAUUAAAUGGAUCAAAUGGAACAUCAAUUCUGCAUUUGUCUUCAUCCAGUUCAUCUGCAGUUGUGAUUCCCAAUUUAAAGCCAUUUUCACCAGGAUCUACUCCUUGGAACUCAGAUAAGUCCGCAAACACUUCCAGAAGAUAUCUUUCAAUGAACUCAAUUGGUUACACAUGGGCAGUCAAAUCUGAUGAUACAAUCCAGCAGCAGAGUAUCACAGUUUCAUUUUUUGACCGUGCGAUGAAUAAGGAUUAUCAUUUCACAGACUACAGCAACUUUGAUUUAUGUUCAAUGAAUUCUAGAGGGAUAUUAUUGGCAAGUUCAGGGUUUGAGAAGUCAGGAGGUAAUAUCUUUUAUAGGCAUCAUGAAUCAUUACAAGAUUCAUGGGAUCAUCAAAUCCCAUUGAUAGCAGGUGAGUACAUCACUGCAGUAACGAUAUCUAAUAAGUCUAAUGCCAAUGAAAUUAUUAUUGUCGGAACCAAUUAUGGAUAUAUUAGAUUUUUCAACUUGUACGGAGUGUGCGUGUACUUAAUGAAAUCUACUCCGGUUAUCAGCCUUAUAUCUUCAGGAACAGUUGUUUUCAUAAUUAACCAAGUGUCAUCUGGCACGUACACUUACUCCGUUUUAAACAUUGCUGAAAACUACAAAUACGUACAACAAGAUGUAAUAAUGCCAUUGACAGUCUCAACCAAAAGACAGCAUCAGCAUACACCGUUAAUCAAAGGAGUAUUUUUUAAUGAAAACAAUGAUCCAUGCAUUGUUGGCGGUCAUGACGACACCUUGAUUAUAUUAUCCAGCUGGAGACAACCAAACAAUGGUAAAUGGAUUCCAAUUCUUAAUAUUCAUGAAUGUAUCACUGAAGGUGGAUCGAAUGAAAGUAAGAGAAAUUGGAAUUCUUGGCCAUUAGGCUUAUACAAGGACCAGGUGAGUGUUCUUAUCUUGAAGAGUGGAAACAAGUUCCCAGGGUUCCCCUUGCCAUUACCAGUAGAAUUACCUAUAAAAUUACCAGUAAAAUUCAAGAGAGCAAAAAAGACGAGUGCAAAUGAAGAAGAUGAAGAUGACGUUCUACAAAAAGAACAACAGGAGAAUUUAGACGAUGAAGAUCCAGCUGAAGCAUUCCUUAGAGCGUUGACGAUGGGUAGUAUUGUGCAUGAAGCUCUUACUAAUAAAGAAGAUGAAGAGGAUGAUGAUGGCGAUGAAGACAACGACGAGAUUGUGGAGAGAUUGGAAACUUACAGUGUAUUAUUCGACAAAUCGUUAUUGAAGAUAUUUGCACAAUCGUGUCAGGAUGCACAAUUAUCAAGAGCAUUUAGUGUUGCAAAGUUAAUCAAAACGGAUAAGGCAUUAUUUGCAGCCUCUAAGAUUGCCGAAAGAAUGGAAUUUUUAAGCUUGGCAACUAGGAUUGGUAAGUUAAGAGAAGAUUUAUUAGAUGAUUGA